AUGUUCGGGAAACCAGACAAAAUGGACGUCCGGUGCCACUCGGACACGGAGGCCGCCAGGGUCUCGAAGACCGCGCACAAGGAGAGCCGGGAGAUCAAGGGCGCCGAGGGGAGCCUUCCGGCCGCCUUCCUCAAGGAGCCGCAGGGCGCCUUUUCGGCGUCUGGCGCUUCGGAAGAUUGUAACAAAAGUAAAUCCAAUUCCUCCGCAGACCCGGAUUACUGUCGCCGGAUCCUAGUCCGAGAUGCCAAGGGGUCUAUCCGAGAAAUCAUCCUGCCCAAGGGCUUGGAUCUGGACCGGCCCAAGAGGACACGCACGUCCUUCACGGCGGAACAGCUCUACCGGCUGGAGAUGGAGUUCCAGCGUUGCCAAUAUGUGGUGGGCCGGGAGAGAACCGAGCUGGCUCGGCAGCUCAAUCUUUCCGAGACCCAGGUGAAGGUCUGGUUCCAGAAUCGGCGAACCAAGCAGAAGAAGGACCAGGGCAAGGACUCCGAGCUGCGCUCCGUGGUGUCAGAGACCGCCGCCACGUGCAGUGUGCUGCGGCUGUUGGAGCAGGGCCGCCUGCUGUCGCCGCCCGGCUUGCCUGCCCUGCUGCCGCCCUGUGCCACCAGCGCUCUCGGCUCGGCUUUGCGCGGGCCCAGCCUCCCAGCUCUGAGUGGCUUAGUCAAAGUUGGUUGCUUCAACAUUGCAAAUGAGUCUUUGGGCGAUUGCUCAGCAAUAGGCGACUAUGAAGACCUUCGAGCAGAGAACCAGAAAACAAAGGAGAAGUGUGACAAAAUUAGGCAAGAACGAGAUGAAGCUGUUAAAAAACUGGAAGAAUUUCAGAAAAGUAUGUAA
Molecule: messenger RNA, 834 nt
Organism: Myodes glareolus (Bank vole)
Lineage: Eukaryota; Metazoa; Chordata; Mammalia; Rodentia; Cricetidae
Gene: Vax1
Product: ventral anterior homeobox 1
Biological process (GO): central nervous system development; neuron differentiation; brain development
Cellular component (GO): nucleus
Molecular function (GO): DNA-binding transcription factor activity, RNA polymerase II-specific; RNA polymerase II cis-regulatory region sequence-specific DNA binding
Source: RefSeq, a predicted model, not a curated record